Drosophila novamexicana is the source of this 1138-nucleotide messenger RNA. RefSeq lists its product as uncharacterized. Lineage: Eukaryota; Metazoa; Arthropoda; Insecta; Diptera; Drosophilidae. Bases 5 to 931 code for a protein of 308 amino acids. The record is from RefSeq and is a predicted model, not a curated record. The transcript is spliced from 5 exons.
CACGAUGCAUUUCCAUUACUUGGGCAUUAUUAAUCAUAGUCUGUCAAGCGAUGUGCGAGUCCCGCUAUAUAGGUGGGAGUCCGAGCCAGAACCUUGCACUGACUAUGCCCACGCUAAAUGCUGCCUACUACAGUCACAGAAUACUCUUUCUGACCGGUCUAUGCACGCUGUCGUUAACGCUGCUCGGCUGUCUGGCUGUUGCCGCAGAGCGCGUCGCAAAGCUGCGAGCCUGGACGCCUAUGCUCCGCGCACGCAGAGUAUUGUGUGGCCAGCACUACCCGCCGAAACGGCCCGUGUCGUGGAGGUGACCUUUCUGCAUACGCCCGGUGCCGUGGAUUGCCUGUGCCGUGGCUGCUGCCAGGCGAGGAAUGUGCUCUGCCUGGAGGAUUGUCUGAAUGCAACGGAAUGUUUUGUUCGCAUAAGCCAAAGAAAGUACAAUACAGUAAAUAUGAAGGCGGCACAAAGUAAAAAUGUGGAAAAGUUGCUGUUGCUACUGCUGCUGCUCAUUGGUUAUCCCCAACUCUUUGAAGCGAGCAACUUUACAGACGAUUAUUGGCAAACGGAGUCACAAUCAGUGGAGGAGGACGAUAAUGCAACAACGAAUUCGAGUGGCUAUAGAAUUAUUAGCGACAUUAACGAUAAAAAUAGCAUUUAUAUUCCUGUGGAUCCAUUGAUGAGGGUGGCCUUUGUGGCUCUGCUGUUGCACGUACUCAUCGUUGGUGGAGGCAUUAUCAUCUACAGCGUUGUCUACUGCAAGUCACGUACUGAUAAAAAGCGGCUGAUGGAAAUGAAACGUCGCCUGCAGAGUCCACCAACACUGCAGCAUUUGCCCAACAGCCAGAAUUGCCCUUGUCAUGGCUGUCGUGUAGCCAGACAAAUUCUAAGCGGUCUGAUCGUACAGCAGAUUAUAACAGAGCGUUCAGAGUGUUAGCGAUAACGAUAAGCUUUUAACGCUGGUCACACUCUUGUAGUUUUAGGCGAACGGCAAACAUGGAACACCUUGUAGUAGGAAUGUGCAUCAAUGCAUAUAAGCGAUUUAAUGUCAAAAUCAAUCAAUUAUACAGUCAAACAGUGUGAAAUAUACUCUAACAGGUUCGAGUGCUCCUUUACCUUGACAAAAAGAACGCGUCAAUAAAUA